This is a messenger RNA of Dryobates pubescens (Downy woodpecker), 1491 nucleotides long. Its product is annotated as heparan sulfate glucosamine 3-O-sulfotransferase 3A1-like. The transcript has 2 exons. Gene Ontology annotation, molecular function: [heparan sulfate]-glucosamine 3-sulfotransferase activity. Lineage: Eukaryota; Metazoa; Chordata; Aves; Piciformes; Picidae. The coding region runs from base 297 to 1478 and encodes 393 amino acids. The record is from RefSeq and is a predicted model, not a curated record.
GUUUGCGGCGGCGGCCGCCGCACGUGGGAGCCCCGCACCGAGCCCCCGGCACCGGCGGGUUCCCGGCAUCGCUUCCCGGAGCGGCAGUAGGGGAGGAGGCGACGGCGGCUUCCCCCCCUUCCCCACCCACCCCCCAAAGGGGGAUGCCCCCCUGAAGCACCGCCGCGGCCUGGCCCCCGUGCUGGGGAUGCGGCAGUACGCAGCCCCCCGCCACCGCGGAGCGCUGCGCGGAGGGGCCGCGCCGGGGGGCGGCCGCGGAGCAUGGCCAAGGAGCCCGGCAGCCGCCUCGGGGUAGCAUGGCCGUGAGCGCGGCGGCCCCCCCAGCCGCCGAGCCGCUGCCCCGCAGCAUCUUCAAGAAGUUCCUGGUGAUGCUCUGCUCCCUCCUCAUGUCCCUCUACGUCUUUUACUGCCUGGCCGAUCGCUGCCAGACCCUGCCCGGACCCAUCAUCGCCGCUGGUGCCGCCUCGGAGGAGGAGGAGGGUGGCGGCGGUGGGUACCUGGGGGGCUCGGCCGAAUUGCCCCCCUGGCAGGCGGCGGCGGCUCGGCGGAAGCGGCUCCUGCAGCGGCUCAAGCAGCAGCAGCGGCGGCGGCGGCAAGAGGCGGCGCCCGGCGAGGAGAUGCCGGCCGGGGGCGGUGGGAACCGGGCCGGCGGCUCGGGCGGGGGUGGCACUGCCGGGACCCUGACGCUGCUGCUGGGCGAGGGCACGAAGCGGCUGCCUCAGGCCAUCAUCAUCGGCGUGAAGAAGGGGGGAACGCGGGCGCUGCUGGAGUUCCUGCGGGUACACCCCGACGUUCGAGCCGUCGGUGCCGAGCCCCACUUCUUCGACCGCAACUACGAGCGGGGACUCGCCUGGUACAGGGACCUGAUGCCCAGGACCCUGGAGGGGCAGAUCACCAUGGAGAAGACCCCCAGCUACUUCGUCACCAAGGAGGCCCCGGCUCGCAUCUCCUCCAUGGCCAAGGGCACCAAGCUGAUCGUGGUGGUGCGGGACCCGGUGACCAGAGCCAUCUCGGACUACACCCAGACGCUCUCCAAGAAGCCUGACAUCCCCACCUUCGAGAGCCUGACCUUCAAAAACAGGACUACAGGCCUGAUCGACACCUCCUGGAGCGCCAUCCAGAUCGGCAUCUACGCCAAGCACCUGGAGAACUGGCUGCUCCACUUCCCCCUGGGGCAGAUCCUCUUUGUCAGCGGGGAGAGGCUGAUCAGCGACCCCGCGGGGGAGCUGGGCAGGGUCCAGGACUUUCUGGGCCUCAAGAGGAUCAUCACCGACAAACACUUCUACUUCAACAAGACCAAGGGCUUCCCCUGCCUGAAGAAGGCGGAAGGCAGCAGCAAACCUCACUGCCUGGGGAAGACCAAAGGCAGGACCCACCCUGACAUAGACCAGGAGGUGGUGCAGAGACUGAGGGACUUCUACCGGCCCUUCAACAUGAAGUUCUACCAGAUGACAGGGCAGGACUUUGGCUGGGACUGAGGCUGACACACAC